Messenger RNA from Orycteropus afer afer, 1534 nucleotides. RefSeq names its product DnaJ heat shock protein family (Hsp40) member C1 (gene DNAJC1). The record is from RefSeq and is a predicted model, not a curated record. Gene Ontology annotation, cellular component: endomembrane system. Lineage: Eukaryota; Metazoa; Chordata; Mammalia; Tubulidentata; Orycteropodidae.
AUGACGGCUCCCUGUUCUCAGUUGGCCCGGCUUCCUCAGCGCCACUGGUUCCGCUUCGUGAGUUUCUUGCGGCCACAGCCCGUGCUGCUGUUGCUUCUGCUGGCGGCCGUGCGUCCGGCGCGCGGCUGGGAGAGCGGAGACCUAGAGUUGUUUGACUUGGUGGAGGAGGUGCAGCUCAACUUCUACCAGUUCCUUGGGGUGCAGCAGGAUGCUUCAUCUGCAGACAUCAGAAAAGCAUAUCGUAAGCUUUCACUAACUUUGCAUCCAGACAAGAAUAGAGAUGAAAAUGCAGAAAUUCACUUUAGACAAUUGGUGGCCAUUUAUGAAGUUUUAAAAGAUGAGGAACGGAGGCAGAGAUGUAUUCUGAUGUUGGCUCUUGGUUCGAGUCUUUGUCCCAUUUUAGAUCGACCCAUCUUAGUUCAUCAGGCAGUAAAGGAGGGCGAGGAUGCACAGGUUACCAAACUGGAUGCUGGGCAGUUAUAUGCUAAAUACAAAGAAACACAAUUGAAGGAAAAGGAAGAUGCAUUGACUAGAGCGGAACUUGAAACACUUCAAAAACAGAAGAAAGUUAAAGUAAAAAAACCAAAACCUGAAUUUCCUGUAUACACACCUUCAGAAAGUACAUAUAUUGAAUCUUAUGAUCAUGGAACUUCUAUAGAAGAAAUUGAGGAACAAAUGGAUGAUUGGCUGGAAAACAGGAACAGAACACAGAAAAAACAGGCACCUGAAUGGACAGAAGAGGACCUCAGCCAGCUGACAAGAAGUAUGGUUAAGUUCCCAGGAGGGACCCCAGGUCGAUGGGAAAAGAUUGCCCACGAGUUGGGUCGAUCGGUGACAGAUGUGACAAGUAAAGCUAAGCAACUGAAGGACUCAGUUACCUGCUCCCCAGGAAUGGUUAGACUUGCUGAGCUCAAGUCAACAACUCAGAAUUCCAAACCCAUGAAGACCUCCACAGCCUUGCCAGAUGACAUCAUCACCCAGCGAGAAGAUGCAGAGGGAAGAGUGGAGGAAGAGGAGCAGGAGGAACUGGAGGAGGGUGCAGGAGAUCAGAAUGGAGCUGGAAUCACAGAGAGUCGGUCUCGGAGGCGGAAGCCAGCCAGAUUGCUUGAGACAAUAACAAAGGUGGAGCCAGAGGAGAAGUUCAGAGCAAAGAGGCAGAAGGACUUUGAUUUGUCAGAACAAAAUGAAUCCAGUGAUGAAGAGAACCAGAAAAAAGAGAGAACUCGUGCUGCAGAGGAGCCAUGGUCUCAGAAUCAACAGAAACUCCUGGAAUUAGCAUUACAGCAGUAUCCAAAGGGAUCCUCUGACCGCUGGGACAAAAUAGCCAAAUGUGUCCCAUCUAAGAGUAAGGAGGACUGUAUCGCUAGAUACAAGUUGCUGGUUGAACUGGUCCAAAAGAAAAAACAAGCUAAAAGCUGAAUAUUCUGAAAGAUGCUGUUCACUUUCAUUUUCCAAAAUGAGUAUUUUUAGGAUCUUAUGCAGAAAUUUGCAUUUUGUACCUCAGUAUUUCUAUACGUCCUGUGCCUUAGUAAAA